Messenger RNA from Vanessa atalanta (red admiral), 2671 nucleotides. RefSeq names its product PX domain-containing protein kinase-like protein. Gene Ontology annotation, cellular component: early endosome; extrinsic component of endosome membrane; late endosome. The transcript is spliced from 11 exons. Gene Ontology annotation, biological process: endosome to lysosome transport; protein phosphorylation; early endosome to late endosome transport. Bases 99 to 1673 code for a protein of 524 amino acids. Lineage: Eukaryota; Metazoa; Arthropoda; Insecta; Lepidoptera; Nymphalidae. The record is from RefSeq and is a predicted model, not a curated record. Gene Ontology annotation, molecular function: ATP binding; phosphatidylinositol binding; protein kinase activity.
CUUCAAUGAUCGAAAUGUUUGACAAUUAAAAGUGAUAACAAAAUGUUUGUAGCUUACUGUGUGAUUCUAAUAAAUAAUUUUAAGCUUUAUAAAUUGUGAUGGCUAUAUUCGAGAGAUCCUCGCAAACCAAAGUCCAAAUAGAUGACACCGAAAGGCUUGAAUGUGUUUUAGAAAAUGCGCAAAAUAUUAAUAAUCAUACCGAAUAUAUAUUGCGUGUGCAGCGAGGGCAGAAUAAGGAGAAUAGAUGGACGGUGUCACGUCGUUACAGAGACUUUGCUUCUUUGCAUGUCAGCCUACUGCAGGCUAACGUUGACCUUCCUAUUCCACCUAAAAAAUUUAUUGGAAAUAUGCAACCAUCCUUUGUGGCUGAGCGACAAGUGGCAUUGCAGAAUUAUAUAAAUGAAGUCUUGAAACACCAAGUGCUAUCUUUAUCAUUGCAAGUAAGAAGUUUUUUGGACCCGAACAAUUACCCAUUAUCCAUUAAUGAACAGGCACUGCAGACUAUUUCUAUAGCUUUAAGAGGGGAUGGUCAGUUUGAAUUAAAAUGUCCAUUAACAGAUAUUGGAUGGAGAAUAAGGAAACAUUAUUUUUUAGUCAACGAGUCAGAGAGUCAGUUGAACUGUAUGCUAUCAUGGCAGAAUUAUGGUCCCGACUGUACUUUACAUAGUAAAGACUUACAAUUAGCUUUCAAGAGUUUACAGAAUAUAUCUCAUCCCUACAUAGACAAUGUAUUAGCGAUGCAUACAUUAGAAACGGGUGCCUACGUAGUUAGAAAAAUUCACGAGAAUGGAAGCAUUAGAGAUUUAUUAUAUGGGACUGAGUACAAUAAGAAUUAUUUAGCUAAGUAUGGAAAUCCGAAGGUUAGGAAACCUUUUACGAAUGGACAAAUAUCACAUUAUGGAUAUCAAAUUUUACAAGCAUUGAAGUUUUUACACGACAAAGAAUUAUGUCAUGGAAACGUCCAUCCAGGAAACAUAACAAUAGAAAACCAAACGGCUCUUUUAAUGGAUGUAGAGAACUUCCUGAUGGGCGUGCCGAGUCUCUAUCGACCGUUUCUGCUGGAGCUGAAGCGAACGAGCUCCGCAGAAGCGGUCGAUGUGUAUUGUUUUGGAAGAACAUUGUACGAAAUGGCUUUUGCAGCACCACUCGAAAGCUACUACUGUGAUAUAUAUCCGGAGGGAAUCUCACAUGAUUUGGAGGCGGUGCUGCGGCAGUGCGUGUCGGGCGCGGCGGCGCGGCGCGGGCCGGCGGCGCUGGGCGCGCUGCUGCGACACCCGUUCUUCACGCGCACGCACGUCGACGUCGGCCGCGCGCACCUCAAGUUCCCCCUGCAGCUCAAGGACCAGCUCAGGGCGGCGCGGCACGUCGCGGAGGAGCGGCUUCGGCUCGGACAGAAAUCGGUCCGAAACGCAAAAAGGGAAGUAAGAAUACAGGAAAUCCUAAAUUCUGAGGAGGAAAUGAAAAAGCAAAAAAGAAAAGCGAGGAGGCGUGAGAGCGUGUGGAAGUCGAGCUCGUCGCUGGCGGACGUGAGCACGGCGUCGUCGCCGUCGCCGCCGUCGCCGCCCACGCCGCCCGCGCCCGCGCCGCCCGCCGCGGCUUCAUCGCGCGGGGCUCUCCUGAGCGCCAUCUGCUCCUUCGACAAGUCGCGGCUGUCGCGCGUCGUGUCUCACUGAGCGGUCGCGCCUCGCGGGUCUAUUGCCAAUGAGAUUCCCUGGCGACAAGUAGCUGAACUAACUUUUGUUAAGACAUAUGGUUUAUUUUUCAAGUGAAAUUUGAACAAUUUAUAAAAUAAAUGACAAAAAUUUGAGUAUUGAAAUAUUAAUAAUCGUAAUGGAAAAGAUAUCAAACAAAAAAUACAACUAUGAAUGUCGUUAAUAUAACAAAUGGGUUUAAAUAUUGUCAUAUCUUGGCUAACAAUGAAAACUUAGUUAAGCUUCGAGAAACAGUUUUUAUCCAGAAAUUAUUUUUUCUAUUCUACCCAUUUUGAAUUGGCUUAAAUAUGUUCAGAGAAAAUUACCAUAUUAAUAACACAUAAAAUACAAACAUUUAUAAUCUUUAAAAUUGUAAAAUUCACAAGUAGCCUCAAAAUGAAAUAAUGAAAUUUGACAUUAAGUACAAUUUGAUUUAUCUUAUUUCAGUAUUCACGGUUAAAUAAAAACAUAGAGUAGGUAGCCGAAAAGUGGCCAAGUGGUCCAUUGUAUUUUUUUAUCCACGAGUUGAACAUAACAUACGUUAGAAUUUAAAUACCAUAUAAUGACAUUUAUAGGUGAUUGUUAAAAUAGGAAUGUUGAUGAAGGAUUUCCGAGUCUUUCUACUAGAUAUGAUAAAAAUAAGAUGCAUUUUAUUACAUAUUUCAUAACACAUAAAGUUAUUAUUGUAUCAAGUGCAUUCAAAGGUUUGUUAGAAGUUAAAAUAUUUUACAUAAUCAUAUGUUAUUGAAAUUAAUGUUAACUUGAUACUUUGAUAAAAAAAAAACAUAUUUAAAUAUAGAACCAAUUUAUUAUUACAAAUUCAAACCAACAUAUUUUAAUAUAAAUAAUAUAAUUUUUCCUGUCUUUUUAAAACAAGUUACUUAGUAUUUUCCAUAUUAAUUUUAUAUCCAUUUCUCUAUCUACCAAGAUCAAUAUAUUUUUAAGGUGUUAAUUUGAUCUCUAAAAAUAAUUAUUAUUAA